Rhododendron vialii is the source of this 3995-nucleotide messenger RNA. Its product is annotated as 5'-3' exoribonuclease 3. The coding region runs from base 371 to 3772 and encodes 1133 amino acids. Lineage: Eukaryota; Viridiplantae; Streptophyta; Magnoliopsida; Ericales; Ericaceae. Gene Ontology annotation, cellular component: nucleus. Gene Ontology annotation, biological process: nuclear-transcribed mRNA catabolic process. The transcript has 23 exons. Gene Ontology annotation, molecular function: RNA binding; zinc ion binding; 5'-3' RNA exonuclease activity. The record is from RefSeq and is a predicted model, not a curated record.
CAAAUUCCCCAGGGGUAUCUCUGUCCCAUUACCUUCUCCCUUACUCCAACCCGCCGUCGCUUAAAUCCGAUUACUUGCGCUCUCUCAGACACGAAAUCCAGCGCGCGUUUCCCGUAUUCGCAUAUUCUCUCUCUCUCUCUCUCUCUCUCUCUCUCUCUCUCUCUCUCUCUCAGUUUCCGUUAGGGUUUGGUUUAUCGUUUAUCUACACUCCAAUCCCUCCCCCCCCCCCUCUCUCUCUCUGUUUAUAUAUAUGUAUGUAUAUACACAACUCAUCUCCAUCUAACUAGCUAUACAUUACAGUCUAUCUGUAUGUUGUUUGUUUGAAUGUUUUUGUAACAUAUCUAAGUGAAGAAGAGACUCGAAGCUCGCAAUGGGAGUACCAGCAUUUUACAGGUGGUUGGCGGAGAAGUAUCCGUUGGUGGUGGUGGAUGUAAUCGAGGAAGAACCUGUCGAAAUCGAGGGCGUCAAGAUUCCCGUCGACACGAGUAAACUUAAUCCCAACAGUAUCGAAUUCGACAACCUUUAUCUCGAUAUGAACGGGAUUAUUCACCCUUGUUUUCAUCCCGAGGACCGCCCCUCUCCUAGAACUUUCGAUGAGGUGUUCCAGUGCAUGUUUGACUAUAUAGACAGACUUUUCAUAAUGGUGCGACCCCGAAAGCUACUAUACAUGGCUAUUGAUGGUGUAGCCCCGAGAGCAAAAAUGAAUCAACAGCGAUCUAGGCGUUUUAGAGCUGCUAAAGAUGCAGCAGAUGCGGCAGCUGAAGAAGAAAAGUUGCGCGAGGAGUUUGAGAGGGAAGGCAGAAAGCUCCCUGCGAAACAGGAAUCACAAGUUUUCGACUCUAAUGUGAUCACUCCUGGAACUGAAUUUAUGGGCGUCUUAUCCGUAGCUUUGCAAUACUAUAUCCAUCUCCGUCUUAACAAUGAUCCUGGAUGGAAAUCUAUUAAGGUUAUUCUUUCUGAUGCAAAUGUUCCUGGUGAAGGAGAACACAAAAUAAUGUCGUAUAUUCGGCUUCAAAGGAAUCUUCCUGGUCAUGAUCCAAAUACAAGCCAUUGCUUGUACGGCUUGGACGCUGAUCUAAUCAUGUUGGCUUUAGCUACUCAUGAAGUCCAUUUUUCAAUACUCAGGGAGGUUGUAUUCACCCCUGGACAACAAGACAAAUGUUUUCUAUGUGGUCAAAUGGGCCAUUUGGCAGCAGACUGUAAAGGCAAGGCAAAGAGAAAGGCAGGGGAGUUUGAUGGGAAAGGUGACGCUGAUGUUGUGGCCAAAAAGCCUUACCAGUUUCUCAACAUUUGGACGCUUAGGGAGUAUUUGGAAUAUGAAAUGAGAAUACCGAAUCCUCCUUUCGAGAUUGAUCUCGAGUGCAUUGUCGAUGACUUCAUCUUCAUGUGUUUCUUUGUUGGCAAUGACUUUUUGCCACAUAUGCCCACGCUGGAGAUUCGUGAGGGUGCAAUUAACUUGCUGUUGGCUGUGUAUAAGAAGGAAUUUAGGGCAUUGGGCGGGUAUUUGACUGAUGCGAGCAAGCCUAAUCUGAGCAGGGUGGAGCACUUCAUUCAGGUUGUGGGAUCAUAUGAGAAUAAGAUAUUCCAGAAAAGAGCUCGGCUGCAUCAGAAUCAAGCUGAAAGAAUCAAGCGGGAAAAGGCGCAAACAAAAAGAGGAGAUGAUAUAGAACCUCAAGUUAAACCCGAUUCUAUUGUACCUGUUGCUCGUUAUCAUGGUUCUCGUCUUGCUUCAGCUUCGUCACCUUCACCAUAUCAGCAUAAGGGAUUUGGUUACAGUACAGCAAGCACGUCGUCUGUUAGAAAUGAAAACUUACUUGGGCAGGUCACUAUGGAUGUAUCAGUCCUUGACAUUUGUAACAAGAAGCCUGAGACAUCUGAUGAUAAACAAAACUAUUUCCGGGCUAGAAAAAGCGCACGUUUGGCAUCUGGAGCUACUGUUGGUGCUGCUGUUGUUGAGGCAGAGAAUAGUCUUGAAAUAGAAAUGCAUGAAAACAAAGAAGAAUUGAAAACAAAGCUAAAGGAGUUGCUUCGCGAGAAGUCUGAUGUAUACAGUUCUGAAAAUCCAGACGAGGACAAGAUCAAAUUGGGAGACCCAGGCUGGAAAGAGAGGUACUAUGAAGAAAAGUUUAGUGCAAAAUCUCCCGAGGAACUUGAACGGAUGCGAAAAGAUGUUGUUUUGCAGUACACAGAAGGUCUGUGUUGGGUUAUGCACUAUUACUAUGAAGGGGUUUGUUCCUGGCAAUGGUUUUAUCCUUAUCAUUAUGCACCAUUUGCUUCAGAUCUCAAGGAUCUGAGCAAGCUGAGCAUAAGCUUCGAACUGGGUUCCCCAUUCAAGCCAUUCAAUCAGCUGCUGGGGGUUUUACCUGCUGCAAGCGCUCAUGCUCUUCCAGAGCAUUAUAGGAGAUUGAUGACUGAUCCAAAUUCGCCUAUCAUAGAUUUUUAUCCAUCUGAUUUCGAAGUCGACAUGAAUGGAAAGCGGUAUGCUUGGCAGGGUGUGGCCAAGUUGCCUUUCAUUGAUGAAGCCCGUCUACUUGCAGAGGUCGCAAAAGUUGAACAUACUUUGACGGAGGAAGAAGUGCGAAGAAAUAGCAUGAUGUUCGACAUGCUUUACGUGGCGUUAUCUCACCCUUUAUCUCCUUACAUAUUCUCUCUGGAUGACCGCUACAAGCAGUUGACAGACAAGGAAAGAGCUGAAAUCAAGGAGCAACUUGAUCCAAGGGCCAGCGAUGGGAUGAAUGGGUAUAUAUCCCUUUGUGCUGGAGAUCCUUGCCCCCCAGUUUUCAGGUCACCUGUUGGUGGAAUGGAAGAUGUUAUGAACAAUCAAGUCAUAAGUGCUAUUUACAGACUUCCAGAUGCCCACGAACACAUCGCUCGUCCACCUGCAGGGGUUAUAUAUCCAGAGAAGACUGUUACGAUGGGGGAUCUAAAAGCUGAGCCUCCUUUAUGGCAUGAGGACUUUGGAAAGAGGCCGUGGGAAAAUGGAAGGCACCUCCCAAAUGGAACUAUUUCUGGUCGGCAGCUUGGUGAGGCUUCACACCGCCUUGUAGUAAAUAGCUUACAAUUAAGGACUGAUCGGAAUGGUUUUAGCAAUCAGCAGCAUGGCCGACCUUUAUCUUCCUAUCAAAAUAACAGAUACCACGAUAACGAACGGAACAAGAUGGUGCCACCUAGGACAGGCUAUCAUCCUCAAACUUCCCAUGGUCACCACAGGCCACAAAAUCCCUCUCCAGUACAAAAUCAUUUCAACCAAAGUUAUCGUGGUCCGCAUGCUUCCUUAGUUUCUCAUGAUGCAUACAGUGGGUACCAUUCUCAGUACAAAAGGAACAAUCAUUCUACUGACCAAAAUAGGGACUAUUCAUCACGAUUCCAACAAUAUGGUAGAAACAGGUACCCCGGGCAAGGCCCUCCUCGUGUUGGAGUCCAACGUCCUGUGCAGAGUGCGGCCCAGUUUCAACAACAGGGUGGAUAUCCACUGCAAUUCCAACAAUAUGGUGGAAACAGAUAUGCUGGACAAGGCCCGCCUCAUCGUGGGGUCUCAACUCCCAUUCCAAAUAGAGCCCAAUUUCACCAACAGGGCGGAUACAACUAUGGGAGCUACCAACAUUAUGGAGCUUCCAACUACACUAGUUACCGAGCUAGUGCUACCUGGGUCCCUCUGGCAAACCAGAGUGGUGGGAGAGAAGGUAUUCGUCCUCAACAAGUAGGCGGUCAGUUGUCAGCAUUAGAUCAGGGAGCAAGCAGAAAUCCACCACCUCCCAGGUACAACCAUUAGAGGCCAGAAUUCAUAAGGAAUUGUUGUACAUUAGCUUGUCACCUAGUGUCCAAUAGCUUUUACCAUCAUGUUCCCUUUGUUCUUUUUGUGUUAGUUGUUUAGUCAGUAGAUUCGAACUAGGUUGUUAUUUCAUUUGAUAGUGGUGGGCAUUUGUAGAAGAAAAGAAAAUGUUGUAUUCUCUUACCCUUAAUUUGAUAAUGCAAAAGUCAAAAACUUUAAGCUA